Symbiodinium necroappetens is the source of this 603-nucleotide messenger RNA. Lineage: Eukaryota; Dinophyceae; Suessiales; Symbiodiniaceae. The record is from the annotation of a GenBank genome assembly.
AUGGGCGACCUAACAGAGAUCCUGCUUGGCUGCAGCGACUUCGGCCGGCUCUUGGAGAACUUCCUGCAGCCAACGGCCUCCUCAGGCUUUGUCGAUCUGGUCCAACAGGCGCAAAAGCUGGCCCAAGGCCUCGCAGAGUUUCAGCAUUGUCUUCAGGAGAAAGCCGCAGAGGGCAAAGGAGCAAGAAGGACAGACAAGACAACAGCUCUCCUUGAUCUACCCAGCACGCUGGAAGUGCAAGAGCUUCUGCGCCAGCUAGAUACGAUCAAUGGCACGAUUCGUGCUUUGGAUGAGAUGAUGGCCGCGGAGAGCAUUCCGCUGGCUGACUGUUUCAGCAUCGCCCAAAGUGCAAUGCUCUCUCCGGAGACGCGGCAAUGCGUCCAGCACCCUGGAGAGGUGGCCGAAGCGCUGGUGCCCACGCCUUCAACAUUGCCAGCCUGGGGUGCCUGUGGUGCUGGAAGAUUGGUGCAAAGCUCCAUACCACCCUUGGAGAGCCUAAGUCAAGCUCCUGGCGCCCUUGGUCUCGACCCCAUCGAGCCUCCGCCUGCGGCUCUCGCAGUGGCGGAUUCGCCCCAGGCAGCAGGUCGAUGGCUGAGCGGCUGA